Molecule: messenger RNA, 2075 nt
Organism: Betta splendens (Siamese fighting fish)
Lineage: Eukaryota; Metazoa; Chordata; Actinopteri; Anabantiformes; Osphronemidae
Product: CD82 antigen-like
Exons: 9
Coding region: 258-1025 (255 amino acids)
Cellular component (GO): membrane
Source: RefSeq, a predicted model, not a curated record
GCGCGUGCGUGCGUGCGCGCGUGGCGAGGACCGAAGGGGUUAAACGCUGGCCCCGUUCGUUCCCAUUUCUGCCGCGUGGUGGAACAGAACGGAGCAGAUCCUCCCGCUGCCGCUCGUCUGCGUCGCUUCGCACACCGUCUGUGCUGUCGCUGCGUGUUCCGCGUCGAGCAGGAGGUCACUGAAGCCCGAGUCCGCAAACAGGAGCCGCACGGACGCCAGUUCCCGCCGCAACUUAGCGCCAAAACAGCUCCGGCACCAUGGGGAAAGGCUGCCUAACGGUCACCAAGUACUUCCUCUUCCUCUUCAACCUCAUCUUCUUCCUGUCUGGGGUCGUCAUCAUGGGCUUCGGACUGUGGCUGCGCUUGGACAAUCAAAGCUUCAUCGUCGUCAUCAGCAGCUCCACAGCUGUUAAGGUGGUCUGCUACACGCUGAUCGGGGUCGGGGCCUUCUCCAUGCUCAUGGGCUUCCUCGGCUGCGUGGGGGCCAUUUACGAGAUCCGCUGUCUGCUGGGCCUGUACUUCACCUGCCUCCUGCUGAUCCUCAUUGCACAGAUAACGGCUGGUGCUCUUAUUUACUUCCAAAAGGAUGUGGUGAAUGAGGAAAUGUCCAAUGUGGUCUCCAAGGUGCUGGACAACUACCCCGGCAACAACUCAACCACAGAGCAGGCCUGGGACUUCAUCCAGAGGAAGAUGGAGUGCUGUGGCUGGGAGAGCUACCAAGACUGGUUGGACAACAUGGCGAUCGUCAACAGCUCCCAGCUGCUGUUUCCCUGCUCCUGCCAGAACGUCUCCCUCGCCUCGGGAAACUUCUCCGACAGUGGAUUCUGUGAGGCUCAGACGCCCGACUGGCCCGUGUACGACAUGGGGUGCGCUGACAGCGUGGAGCAGUGGGUCCUCAGCAACAUCUGGUUCAUCCUGGGCAUCUGCCUCGGAGUGGCUGUCAUUGAGCUGCUGGGGAUGAUCCUGUCCAUCUGUAUGUGCAAGCACGUUCACCAAGAGGAUUACACCAAAGUGCCAAAGUACUAAAGCUGCAAAGUUACAUGUUUGAGACCGUAUAAUAAUCCAGAGUUUCAUCCUUUUGUAGGAUACAAACAUUGGGUCCAAAUGUAAAAUAACGUUUACUUUAUAUUUUGUUGGAUUCUCCUUUUUGAGGCACUUGCAUCGUUCACAGUCACGUUUCGUUGGAGCACUUUAGAGAAUCUUUUUUAGUUUAGAGCUUUGGAUGAGAGCGAGGCAAAGUUUGUGACACCGGAUUCGAGGAACGUGGAUGAAAGCGGCAGCGGUACAGUUUCCUCUCGCGCUCAGAUUACAGUGUUGCUGGUUUCCAUGAUGUCUGUAAACGAGGCAUCAUGGUUUUAGUUUCCCUAAAAAUCUGAAGAGAAAUUGUGUUUAAGUUUGUUUUUUUUCCCUCCCUGUUUUGUUCUAUUUUUAAAUACACCAGCAUUUUGAGUUUUUGUGAAAUAUUAGUAUUUUGUAUAUAAUUUUAGUCUUUUAUUUGUGAAUUUUAGUCCAACAUAUACUGCAAAUAUUUUCUAGCAGCUGGUCUCUUGAUUUUUAAAAAGUUGGUUUUCUUUUUUUUAUUUAGAUUUGGUUUGGUCAGAUUUUCCUCUGAAUUAAUCAGAAUUAUUAAUUACUAAAGAAAGAAAUUAAAAGUGAGCCUUUUUUUUUAAUGACAGCUUUAUAUUGAAGAUGAGCUACCAGCCUUAACACACAAGUGUUUAAUAAGUGGAAUGUUUCCUGUUUAGCACUUGGAACAUGAGUCAAAUGUUUAUGGAAUACUUUGGGGCUGAUGUUAAUAAAGAAAUUUGUUUACACAAACAAAAAUCAUUAAAGUUGUUAAUGUACAAUUUGAAUAUUCAACCAAGAUGUUCCUAUAUGUUUUUAUAAUGUAUAAAUUCAUCGUCCUUCGUCUUUGUAGUGUACAGUCUGUAUAAACCAUCCCAUUAACCUUAUGAUGCUAUGAAAGAUGAACGAGUACGUCUGUUUAGAACUGGAUGGGCCGGUUCUGUAGCCGGAUUACGAAGCGUGUAUUUACUUUCAUUUUUCCAAUAAACUCAUUACAGUAGUUUGAUUUAA